Molecule: messenger RNA, 1140 nt
Organism: Colletotrichum truncatum
Lineage: Eukaryota; Fungi; Ascomycota; Sordariomycetes; Glomerellales; Glomerellaceae
Source: RefSeq, a predicted model, not a curated record
AUGCCUGGAGUUAACAAUGGUGCCUUGGCUUCAGCCGGCGUUAUCGCUGUCACUGUCGCUGUAGCAGCCGCUAUUGCCAUUUAUGAGUCGCCUGAGCUUCGACGCUAUGCCGACGACAUUCGGAGACGCAUCGCAGUCGCCUUACACUCGUUAGGGGAGAACAUCGAUCCACAGGAACGUCCGCCCAUGUUCAACCGACCCGAGGAUGCCCAAGGCUUCUUGGAAUCCCGUGGACGAGCCGAAGCUGGUGUCGAGGCCGAUGAUGAGACACGCCGCCGUCAGCGAGAGGAACUGUUGUACUGGAACGCGUUGCAUAUCGCCAAAAAGGAGAAGGAAAAGAUCGAGGCCGAGAUUGCCGAAUCAAAAGAGCUGCCGCCUGCUCCUUCCCGUGGAAAGUCAUUUGACGACUUCUUGCAACAGGAUAUCAAUAGUGAGAAAGGAACUUUCGUCUUCAACACCGGUGCACACGUCCGCGGCGAUGAUGAAGGUCUUGUUCGCCGCCGUCCCGAGGGUGUCCGUGGUCUCAACUCUUCUCUCUACGCCAAUCCUUUCGCCGACGAGCACCAGAUCGACCAGGACGAACUGACGACGGCCGAGGAGUCGAGCCACAUUUCUCCGGGCCGCGACGAGGCCCUCUCAGACAUUUACAGUGCCACUACCCGCGACGCGGACGAGCGUCCCCGAGACAUUGCCGCCGUAAUUCCCCCCAUGCCCGCCCUCGUCGAUGUCACCGAGGGCACAUCCCAGUCCAGCAAGUCCGCCACCCUGGAGCGUGAGCUCGAGGCCGACGAGUACAUGACAGCCGGCCAAGAGAGCCGCGAAGAGGCCUAUGCUUCAAUCCAGGCUUGGGCGCAAGGGUCCAGCCCCUCCAACUUUUACUCGCCGUUGCCUCUGUCGCCACCUGUGCCCAUGUCCGAGGCGGAGCUUGUCAGCGACGGCGAGCUGACGCCCACUGACUCUGCAUCUCUUGCUGGCUCUGGCGAGGACGUUGCCAACGAUGCGGCUUCUUCGAAGGCCGGAGAAACCGGUCGCUACUACGACGUCCUCAGCGAGAGCGAGGGCAUGAUGACCCCCGCAAGCUGGUCAGAGGUUGGCAGUGUCGUUAGUGAGAAUGACGCCCAGGCCCCUGUUCGGGCAUAG